AUGGCAAGUAUUCGUGAAGAGACUGUCAAUAGCGCUGUUAACUUCCUUAAAGAUCCCAAAGUUCAAAAAUCCACUCUUCAAGCGAGAGUUUCUUUUUUGGAAUCUAAAGGUUUAACCUCUGAAGAAAUUGAAGAGGCACUUCGUCGUGCUAAAGGUGGUGCUCCGUCUAAUGCAACCACGGUAGCACCUUCUCAGCCUAUACAGGGAGCAACUCCUGGGCAAAAUUAUCUUCUCCCAUUAUUAAAAACACCGACGGCUAACGAGCUUGAAAAUGAUAAGCAAGCUCUCAGUGAUCAGUUCACAUUUACUUCAGAGCGACUAGAUUUGGUAAAAACUGACACGAAUAUCGUCAGAAGAAGCAUUGAAGAAACCUCCUUAGGUGUCAAAGAAGCGUUAGAGUCAUUGGAUACUGUUUUGAAAGAUCUGAAGCAACAGGAAAUCAAAAGGGACACCGAUAUCAAGUCAUUGCAGGAAGAAAUCAAAACUAUUCAUGAACUUAUUCCCAAGAUUCUUGAAAAAUCAAAAGACUCUCAAAAUCAAGCGCUCGCUGAAUUACAAAACGAAUUGAAAUCACUGAAAUCACUAAUUAUAAAUAGAAGAACUGCUCAGACCACUUCAUCUAUCGGUGAAAUUGCCGCAACCGGUUCAAGUUUCUCGCCUUCCAAUACUUCUUUUCCCUUAACGUCAUCUUUUCCCGAUGAGCAAAGAGUUGAUCAAACCUCUUUCGACAGUUUGGGCGAAACAAAUGGCGCUAAAUCGGUUGUUGAAGCUCCGUCAGACAUAACUUCAUAA
Messenger RNA from Ambispora leptoticha, 792 nucleotides. The record is from the annotation of a GenBank genome assembly. NCBI's taxonomy places the organism in Eukaryota, Fungi, Glomeromycota, Glomeromycetes, Archaeosporales, Ambisporaceae.